AUGGAACUCACCAUCUCCGACUAUCACGACGCCCUGCGCUCCGGUCGCACCACCUGCGCGCACACCGUCGCCGAGUAUCUCUCGCGCAUCGCCCUCUACAAUCCCACCCUACGCGCCCUCAUCACCAUCAACCCCAACGCCCUCCAUGACGCCCGCCAAAAGGACCGAGAGGGCUUUCCCCAUUCCCCAUCCCCCCUCCACGGCGUUCCUCUCAUUCUGAAAGACACCUACGCCACCUCCUCCAUGCCCACUACCUCUGGCGUCUGCGCCCUCCGCGCCCUCACCACCUUCGACGCCCCCGUCGUGCAGCGUCUCCUCGCCGCCGGCGCCAUCCUUCUCGCCAAGGCCAACCUGCACGAGUUCUCCCUCGAAGGCGUCACCCUGUCCUCGCUCGGCGGUCAGGCCCUGAACCCCUACGAUCUGACUCGCACCCCGGGCGGCUCGUCCGGCGGCACGGCCGCCGCAUUAGCAGCCAACCUCGCCCUGGCGGGAUGCGGCGGCGACACGGUCAAUUCGCUGCGGUCGCCAGCGUCGGCGUGCUCGGUCGUUGGGUUCCGGCCGUCCAGAGGACGAGUCGAUACGAGGGGUGUUAUGCCGGUGUCGUGGACGCAGGAUGUCGCGGGGCCGAUGGCGCGGACGGUACGAGAUGUGCGGAUCUUGUUCGACGUGAUGAAGGACGGUGAGUAUCUUGGAGAUCCUGCAAUAGUCCCGUCCGUGAAAUCAUCCUCGGACCCUGUCAGAAUCGGCGUCUUGAUCGGUUACUUCCCUGAUGAAUCCACGUCCGACGGCCUCGCCAUUAUCCAGACCAUCACUCACGCCUUGCAUCUCGUGGGUUCGAAAACGCCCACCGUCGAGUUCCUUCCGCUCCAGAAUCAGCCGGACUGGGACGUCGCGCGACUCCGCGCAAACGCCGAUACCCAGGCGUAUGAAUUCCAAUCCGCCCUGGAUUCCUUUCUUCAGUCGCCGAUGGUCAAAUCCACGCCUCAUCUCAGCCUGGCUUCCGUCACCGCCAGCGGCGAGUAUCACGGCGAGGCUGUGACGCCGGCAUUCUGGCAAACGCAGUCUCAGACCCAGCACCAUGAUGAGAAAGACGAGGAAGGAGGAGAAUUCACACCCACCAGCCCCCAAUACCGCUCUCGACUCGACACCAUCGCGCGGCUCAAAGAAUCUGUCACCUCGUGUUUUGAGGACCUAGCGCUCGACGCUCUCGUGUUUCCGCAUCAACGCCAGCUGGUCGCGCGCGUGGGGCCCAUGGUGCAGCCGGGCAGAAACGGCAUCUUGGCUGCUCUGACGGGGCGGCCGGCGAUUUGCAUUCCUGCUGGCUUCAGUGCCUCCACGGACACCGCGCCGCAGGGCGUCCCGAUUGGGCUGGAGCUUAUGGGGAGAGUAGGCCAGGAUGAGUGGCUGCUUGGGUUGGCGGAGAGGUUUGAGGGGUUGGUUCAGGGGAGGAAGGCUCCUUUGGAUGAGGUAUAUGGGGGUAUGUAG
This is a messenger RNA of Aspergillus steynii IBT 23096, 1485 nucleotides long. RefSeq names its product amidase. The coding region runs from base 1 to 1485 and encodes 494 amino acids. The transcript is spliced from 2 exons. The record is from RefSeq and is a predicted model, not a curated record. Lineage: Eukaryota; Fungi; Ascomycota; Eurotiomycetes; Eurotiales; Aspergillaceae.